Messenger RNA from Mesocricetus auratus (golden hamster), 1244 nucleotides. It is a transcript of the gene Ak1, whose product is annotated as adenylate kinase 1. NCBI's taxonomy places the organism in Eukaryota, Metazoa, Chordata, Mammalia, Rodentia, Cricetidae. Gene Ontology annotation, biological process: ATP metabolic process; nucleoside triphosphate biosynthetic process. The record is from RefSeq and is a predicted model, not a curated record. Gene Ontology annotation, cellular component: cytosol; cytoplasm. Gene Ontology annotation, molecular function: AMP kinase activity; ATP binding; nucleoside diphosphate kinase activity. Bases 498 to 1082 code for a protein of 194 amino acids. The transcript is spliced from 7 exons.
GGCUGUAGGGAAAGAGCGAUGGUCUGGGACCAGAAGUCAACACUGGGACUGGGUGCCUGAAGGCAGGAAAAAUCCAGUGAACUCGCAGGUUGUAAACUUGGCUGCCAUUCUGUUAGUGCCGAGGAUUGUUUACUCCAGGCAGGCAAGAGGUGAAGGGUCCCCAACUCCAGAGAGGAAAUUACAGUCUGUUACAGCAGAUAAGAUUCCCUUGGGAGUGAGGCCUAACAAAGGGUGACUGUGUGAGACAGGACAGGCUGCAGAGGGGCUAAGAGAGAGAGAGAGAGAGCUGUCCUGGGCUCCGGGCCAGGCAAGAAGGUGGCCCACCAGGGAGCGGGGAGGCAAGAGAGACACCUAGCGCUUGUUCCUUGUCCGUGUGGUCCAUUAAUCAUCAGACGCCACAAACCCAAACCGUAUUGGUGGCCUCAGUGAAGCAGUGUCAGCUGGGACUAACUGAGUGACAGCAACGAGUGCUGACCUAGCUCCCAGACCUCAGCAGGAUGGAAGAGAAGCUGAAGAAAGCCAAGAUCAUCUUUGUGGUGGGCGGACCUGGCUCAGGAAAGGGCACCCAGUGCGAGAAGAUCGUGGAGAAAUAUGGCUACACCCAUCUCUCCACUGGCGACCUGCUGCGGGCAGAAGUCAGCUCGGGAUCGGAGAGGGGCAAGAUGUUGUCAUCCAUCAUGGAAAAGGGACAACUGGUGCCGCUGGAGACUGUGCUGGACAUGCUCCGGGAGGCUAUGUUGGCCAAAGUGGACUCUUCCAAUGGCUUCCUGAUUGAUGGCUACCCUCGGGAGGUGAAGCAGGGAGAGGAGUUUGAACAGCGGAUUGGACAGCCCACACUGCUACUGUAUGUGGACGCAGGAGCUGACACCAUGACCCAGCGACUCCUGAAGCGCGGGGAGACCAGUGGCCGUGUGGAUGAUAAUGAGGAGACCAUCAAGAAGAGGCUGGAGACCUAUUACAAGGCCACAGAGCCUGUCAUUGCAUUCUAUGAGAAGCGCGGCAUCGUGCGCAAGGUCAAUGCGGAAGGCGCAGUGGACACUGUCUUCACCCAGGUCUGCAACUACCUGGACUGCCUGAAGUAACUGGCGGCCUUGGCCCGCUCCCAGCCCACCCCACCCUUGCCCCCUGACCCCAGGCAGCCUGGCUUGAGCCCAGCGCCUCCACCCUGCUGGGCUGUGCACAGACACAGGAAGUUGCUUUAUCCUGUUCCAUGGACAUCUGAGCACUAAAGGAAUUGCCAAGGA